UAAAAGCAAUAGUUUUCCUGGUCCUGCGCGCCCGAACAGCCAGCGGGGCAGGGUGGAGCCGGAAUAACCGGCUCCGAGCAUGCUUGGGAGCGCUCGCGCCGACCACAGCUACUCCAGCCUCUAAAUUCGCUGGCACUGCAAUAAUAGACAUAGCUCAUAGCGUACGCUCCGAGGCUAUAGCAGCUGCGAGGGGAGCAAUGCAAGCAUUCAUGGAGACGAAUACAUGUCUUGCCUUUGUGGCAGGGGGCGCGCUGCGAUAUUGCUGCUUCAUAAUAAGGAUUGCUGUGGAGAGCGCUCUGGAAUACAGCUGCAUAUCCAUUGCCAGGGAAACGUACGAUUGGCUGUAACCGGCGUAUAUUUACGCCCUGAUUUACGCCUCAAGUAUUCCGGGCCGACAUUCGAGUAGCGUACAUUUACACGAACGAACUUGCAAAGCACUUCUUCUUGUUCGCUCUUGUACGCCUCCCCUCAACAUCCCCUCCCCUCGACACCCUCUCCAUGCUAUCCUCCUUCGCCGCACACACGCCUGUGCCUCCCCACUGCCCCAUAAGAAAGCCUGCUCUCCUCCACAAACAUCGGGUUAUUUUUUGGUGUCAUAAUCAUGAUGUGUACCGGCAUAGGUGGUAAAAUUCUAACUCCAGAAUGUGGCUCACGGGCGCCUUGAGCCUGUUCGGCGGCGCCUGCACCGCCACCAGCUUUGUGCUGCAGGUCAGCGCGUCCGCGGCUAGCUAUGCCGCCAGCCUGCGCCUCAGCUGCCCCGCCGUGCCCAGCCUCACUGACGUGGCGGCGUCUCUGUCCUACGCCAACGGCACUGUGUCCCUCGAUGUGACCGGCAGCCUCAGCUUCCUGGACGGCGCGGUGGCCGUCUCGCAGCUCAGCCUGUCAAGCACCUCGGCCGCCGCUUACGUGGCGGGCUCGUGCACGGGCUCUGUGGCAGGCGCCACUGGCAGCUUGCAGUUCAACCUGACCAAGCCCACUGCCUCGGUGCCGGUUCCCAAGACGUCUCUGGCGCUCACCAUCCCGAACAUCAACUUUGGCACGCUGGCGUCCAGCCUGUGGGCUACUGCCGCGGGCCAGUCGCUUCCAUCUGUGCUGACGAGCCUGACGCUGCCGGUGGUGACCAUCCAGACACCAGACCUCUCACUAAGGGCCUACACAUUCUCGGCGUCUGUUCCCGCGGGCGCGGUGGACAUUGCCUUUGACCGCCAGGGUGUCUUGGCGGCGGUCCUCGCAAUGAAGGACAUGACGGUUCCGAGUCUGCUGAGCAGCAUUGGCGCGACGUACCCGCUUCCCUCCCCCGGCAGCAUGUUCAGCAUCAAUCCGAUCUCCAGCUUCCGCAUGACGUCUUCGCGUUCUAACGACACCUUCCUGAGGGCGCUGCGUGGCUACAACGCCACCAUCUCGGCGGGCACGACCUUCAACUUUGGUCUGGUCCUACCCACGCUCUCUCCGGGCGUCACUUACCAGACCAACCUGGCGGCGCGUACCGCCACGGGCGGCUUCCCUGCCAAGUUCACACUUCAGUUGACAAGUGCCAUCUCGAUGUUCAGCAACCUCAUCACGCUAUCCAACGUGAACUUCGAGCCGGUGUCAGGAGUGGGCAUCCGCAGCUCCUGCACCGCUAAUCUGCUGGGCGUCACCCUGAGCGGCAACCUCAGCUUUGCGCUGAGCGGCGGGCGCCCCACUCUGGCCGCGCGCGUGCUGAAUGUCAACUUGACCACGCUUGUGUCCAACGCCCGCAUGGUUGGGCCCCUGCCUCCGGCCAUGGCGUCGCGCCUUUCGUCUCUGACGUUUCCAUCGUUCAGCCUGGACUCGUAUGGCCCUGACGGCAAGUCGUACUUUGCGACGGCUGCCGGCCCUGCGGGUGGCCCGAGCUCGCUGCUGUCGCUAGCGGUGGACAGCUACGGCAUGCGCUACUUCAAGCUGGACAUGGGCACCACGUGCGUCAACCUGGGCAGCGCGCUGCAGAGCCUGGGCGUGACCAUGGCUGUGCCGGCAACCUCGUUCACGCUGUGCAACCUGGUGGUCACGCGUGUGCCCGCCGUCACGGGUGUGGCGAACGUCACGCUGCCUGACAACACUACCUUGGUACCAUCACUUGCGGCGAGCUUCAUGAUCUCCAUCCCUGAGCUUGGAUUCAGCAGCGUCAGUGCGAGGAUUUCAACCAGCCAGGCGGCCCCGUCUGCGGUGCAGAUCCAGCUCACGGGCGCCUUGAGCCUGUUCGGCGGCGCCUGCACCGCCACCAGCUUUGUGCUGCAGGUCAGCGCGUCCACGGCUAGCUAUGCCGCCAGCCUGCGCCUCAGCUGCCCCGCCGUGCCCAGCCUCACUGACGUGGCGGCGUCUCUGUCCUACGCCAACGGCGCUGUGUCCCUCGAUGUGACCGGCAGCCUCAGCUUCCUGGACGGCGCGGUGGCCGUCUCGCAGCUCAGCCUGUCCAGCACCUCGGCCGCUGCUUACGUGGCGGGCUCGUGCACGGGCUCUGUGGCAGGCGCCACUGGCAGCUUGCAGUUCAACCUGACCAAGCCCACCGCCUCGGUGCCGGUUCCCAAGACGUCUCUGGCGCUGACCAUCCCGAACAUCAACUUUGGCACGCUGGCGUCCAGCCUGUGGGCUACUGCCGCGGGCCAGUCGCUUCCAUCUGUGCUGAUGAGCCUGACGCUGCCUGUGGUGACCAUCCAGACACCAGAUGUUUUUCUUGGUGCCUACACCUUCUCAGCACUCGUGCCUUCGGGCGCGGUGGACAUUGCCUUUGACCGCCAGGGUGUGCUGGCAGCGGUAAUUGCCAUGGACGGCAUGUCGGUGCCGAGCUUGCUGAGCAGCAUUGGCGCGACGUACGCCCUGCCCUCCACGGACAGUAUGUUCACCACCGACGGCAGCCCGAGUUUCCGCAUGACGUCUUCUCGCUCGACCGAUGCACUGCUGACAGCACUGCGUGGCUACAGCGCCGCCAUUUCGCCGGGCACAAUCUUCAACUUUGGUCUGGUCUUUCCAACGCUGAGCCCUGGAACGGCGUACCUGACCAACGUGGUUGCGCGCACCGCAGCUGGAGGGUUUCCCGACAAGUUCACACUUCAGAUCAGUAGCCCCAUCUCGAUAUUUGGUGACCUCAUUACGCUAUCCGACAUGAACUUUGAGGCGGUGUCAGGAGUGGGCAUCCGCAGCUCCUGCACCGCUAACCUGCUGGGCGUCACCCUGAGCGGCAACCUCAGCUUUGCGCUGAGCGGCGGGCGCCCCACUCUGGCCGCGCGCGUGCUGAAUGUCAACUUGACCACGCUUGUGUCCAACGCCCGCAUGGUUGGGCCCCUGCCUCCAGCCAUGGCGUCGCGCCUUUCGUCUCUGACGUUUCCAUCGUUCAGCCUGGACUCGUAUGGCCCUGACGGCAAGUCGUACUUUGCGACGGCUGCCGGCCCUGCGGGUGGCCCGAGCUCGCUGCUGUCGCUAGCGGUGGACAGCUACGGCAUGCGCUACUUCAAGCUGGACAUGGGCACCACGUGCGUCAACCUGGGCAGCGCGCUGCAGAGCCUGGGCGUGACCAUGGCUGUGCCGGCAACCUCGUUCACGCUGUGCAACCUGGUGGUCACGCGUGUGCCCGCCGUCACGGGCGUGCCUGAUGUCGUGCUGCCUGACGCCACUACCAUGGCGCCAUCAUUUGCGGCCAGCUUCAUCAUCUCCAUCCCCGAGCUGGGGUUCAACAAUGUUGCAGCGAGGAUUACAACGAGCCAGUCCACUCCGUCCACCGUGCAGAUUCAACUCACGGGCGCCUUGAGCCUGUUCGGCGGCGCCUGCACCGCCACCAGCUUUGUGCUGCAGGUCAGCGCGUCCGCGGCUAGCUAUGCCGCCAGCCUGCGCCUCAGCUGCCCCGCCGUGCCCAGCCUCACUGACGUGGCGGCGUCUCUGUCCUACGCCAACGGCGCUGUGUCCCUCGAUGUGACCGGCAGCCUCAGCUUCCUGGACGGCGCGGUGGCCGUCUCGCAGCUCAGCCUGUCAAGCACCUCGGCCGCCGCUUACGUGGCGGGCUCGUGCACGGGCUCUGUAGCAGGCGCCACUGGCAGCUUGCAGUUCAACCUGACCAAGCCCACCGCCUCGGUGCCGGUUCCCAAGACGUCUCUGGCGCUGACCAUCCCGAACAUCAACUUUGGCACGCUGGCGUCCAGCCUGUGGGCUACUGCCGCGGGCCAGUCGCUUCCAUCCGUGCUGAUGAGCCUGACGCUGCCUGUGGUGACCAUCCAGACACCAGAUGUUUUUCUUGGUGCCUACACCUUCUCAGCACUCGUGCCUUCGGGCGCGGUGGACAUUGCCUUUGACCGCCAGGGUGUGCUGGCAGCGGUAAUUGCCAUGGACGGCAUGUCGGUGCCGAGCCUGCUGAGCAGCAUUGGCGCGACGUACGCCCUGCCCUCCACGGACAGUAUGUUCACCACCGACGGCAGCCCGAGUUUCCGCAUGACGUCUUCUCGCUCGACCGAUGCACUGCUGACAGCACUGCGUGGCUACAGCGCCGCCAUUUCGCCGGGCACAAUCUUCAACUUUGGUCUGGUCUUUCCAACGCUGAGCCCUGGAACGGCGUACCUGACCAACGUGGUUGCGCGCACCGCAGCUGGAGGGUUUCCCGACAAGUUCACACUUCAGAUCAGUAGCCCCAUCUCGAUAUUUGGUGACCUCAUUACGCUAUCCGACAUGAACUUUGAGGCGGUGUCAGGAGUGGGCAUCCGCAGCUCCUGCACCGCUAACCUGCUGGGCGUCACCCUGAGCGGCAACCUCAGCUUUGCGCUGAGCGGCGGGCGCCCCACUCUGGCCGCGCGGGUGCUGGAUGUCAACUUGACCACGCUUGUGUCCAACGCCCGCAUGGUUGGGCCCCUGCCUCCAGCCAUGGCGUCGCGCCUUUCGUCUCUGACGUUUCCAUCGUUCAGCCUGGACUCGUAUGGCCCUGACGGCAAGUCGUACUUUGCGACGGCUGCCGGCCCUGCGGGUGGCCCGAGCUCGCUGCUGUCGCUAGCGGUGGACAGCUACGGCAUGCGCUACUUCAAGCUGGACAUGGGCACCACGUGCGUCAACCUGGGCAGCGCGCUGCAGAGCCUGGGCGUGACCAUGGCUGUGCCGGCAACCUCGUUCACGCUGUGCAACCUGGUGGUCACGCGUGUGCCCGCCGUCACGGGCGUGCCUGAUGUCGUGCUGCCUGACGCCACUACCAUGGCGCCAUCAUUUGCGGCCAGCUUCAUCAUCUCCAUCCCCGAGCUGGGGUUCAACAAUGUUGCAGCGAGGAUUGCAACGAGCCAGUCCACUCCGUCCACCGUGCAGAUUCAACUCACGGGCGCCUUGAGCCUGUUCGGCGGCGCCUGCACCGCCACCAGCUUUGUGCUGCAGGUCAGCGCGUCCGCGGCUAGCUAUGCCGCCAGCCUGCGCCUCAGCUGCCCCGCCGUGCCCAGCCUCACUGACGUGGCGGCGUCUCUGUCCUACGCCAACGGCACUAUGUCCCUCGAUGUGACCGGCAGCCUCAGCUUCCUGGACGGCGCGGUGGCCGUCUCGCAGCUCAGCCUGUCAAGCACCUCGGCCGCCGCUUACGUGGCGGGCUCGUGCACGGGCUCUGUGGCAGGCGCCACUGGCAGCUUGCAGUUCAACCUGACCAAGCCCACCGCCUCGGUGCCGGUUCCCAAGACGUCUCUGGCGCUGACCAUCCCGAACAUCAACUUUGGCACGCUGGCGUCCAGCCUGUGGGCUACUGCCGCGGGCCAGUCGCUUCCAUCCGUGCUGACGAGCCUGACGCUGCCUUCGGUGACCAUCAAGACACCAGACCUCUUACUGAGGGCCUACACAUUCGCGGCAUCUGUUCCUGCGGGCGCGGUGGACAUUGCCUUUGACCGCCAGGGUGUCUUGGCGGCGGUCCUCGCAAUGAAGGACAUGACGGUUCCGAGUCUGCUGAGCAGCAUUGGCGCGACGUACCCGCUUCCCUCCCCCGGCAGCAUGUUCAGCAUCAACCCGAUCUCCAGCUUCCGCAUGACGUCUUCGCGUUCUAACGACACCUUCCUGAGGGCGCUGCGUGGCUACAACGCCACCAUCUCGGCGGGCACGACCUUCAACUUUGGUCUGGUCCUACCCACGCUCUCUCCGGGCGUCACUUACCAGACCAACCUGGCGGCGCGUACCGCCACGGGCGGCUUCCCUGCCAAGUUCACACUUCAGUUGACAAGUGCCAUCUCGAUGUUCAGCAACCUCAUCACGCUAUCCAACGUGAACUUCGAGGCGGUGUCAGGAGUGGGCAUCCGCAGCUCCUGCACCGCUAACCUGCUGGGCGUCACCCUGAGCGGCAACCUCAGCUUUGCGCUGAGCGGCGGGCGCCCCACUCUGGCCGCGCGCGUGCUGAAUGUCAACUUGACCACGCUGGUGUCCAACGCCCGCAUGGUUGGGCCCCUGCCUCCAGCCAUGGCGUCGCGCCUUUCGUCUCUGACGUUUCCAUCGUUCAGCCUGGACUCGUAUGGCCCUGACGGCAAGUCGUACUUUGCGACGGCUGCCGGCCCUGCGGGUGGCCCGAGCUCGCUGCUGUCGCUAGCGGUGGACAGCUACGGCAUGCGCUACUUCAAGCUGGACAUGGGCACCACGUGCGUCAACCUGGGCAGCGCGCUGCAGAGCCUGGGCGUGACCAUGGCUGUGCCGGCAACCUCAUUCACGCUGUGCAACCUGGUGGUCACGCGUGUGCCCGCCGUCUCGGGUGUGGCGAACGUCACGCUGCCUGACAACACUACCUUGCUACCAUCACUUGCGGCGAGCUUCAUGAUCUCCAUCCCUGAGCUUGGAUUCAGCAGCGUCAGUGCGAGGAUUUCAACCAGCCAGGCGGCCCCGUCUGCGGUGCAGAUCCAGCUCACGGGCGCCUUGAGCCUGUUCGGCGGCGCCUGCACCGCCACCAGCUUUGUGCUGCAGGUCAGCGCGUCCGCGGCUAGCUAUGCCGCCAGCCUGCGCCUCAGCUGCCCCGCCAUGCCCAGCCUCACUGACGUGGCGGCGUCUCUGUCCUAUGCCAACGGCGCUGUGUCCCUCGAUGUGACCGGCAGCCUCAGCUUCCUGGACGGCGCGGUGGCCGUCUCGCAGCUCAGCCUGUCCAGCACCUCGGCCGCCGCUUACGUGGCGGGCUCGUGCACGGGCUCUGUGGCAGGCGCCACUGGCAGCUUGCAGUUCAACCUGACCAAACCCACUGCCUCGGUGCCGGUUCCCAAGACGUCUCUGGCGCUGACCAUCCCGAACAUCAACUUUGGCACGCUGGCGUCCAGCCUGUGGGCUACUGCCGCGGGCCAGUCGCUUCCAUCUGUGCUGAUGAGCCUGACGCUGCCUGUGGUGACCAUCCAGACACCAGAUGUUUUUCUUGGUGCCUACACCUUCUCAGCACUCGUGCCUUCGGGCGCGGUGGACAUUGCCUUUGACCGCCAGGGUGUGCUGGCAGCGGUAAUUGCCAUGGACGGCAUGUCGGUGCCGAGCUUGCUGAGCAGCAUUGGCGCGACGUACGCCCUGCCCUCCACGGACAGUAUGUUCACCACCGACGGCAGCCCGAGUUUCCGCAUGACGUCUUCUCGCUCGACCGAUGCACUGCUGACAGCACUGCGUGGCUACAGCGCCGCCAUUUCGCCGGGCACAAUCUUCAACUUUGGUCUGGUCUUUCCAACGCUGAGCCCUGGAACGGCGUACCUGACCAACGUGGUUGCGCGCACCGCAGCUGGAGGGUUUCCCGACAAGUUCACACUUCAGAUCAGUAGCCCCAUCUCGAUAUUUGGUGACCUCAUUACGCUAUCCGACAUGAAUUUUGAGGCGGUGUCAGGAGUGGGCAUCCGCAGCUCCUGCACCGCUAAUCUGCUGGGCGUCACCCUGAGCGGCAACCUCAGCUUUGCGCUGAGCGGCGGGCGCCCCACUCUGGCCGCGCGGGUGCUGGAUGUCAACUUGACCACGCUUGUGUCCAACGCCCGCAUGGUUGGGCCCCUGCCUCCAGCCAUGGCGUCGCGCCUUUCGUCUCUGACGUUUCCAUCGUUCAGCCUGGACUCGUAUGGCCCUGACGGCAAGUCGUACUUUGCGACGGCUGCCGGCCCUGCGGGUGGCCCGAGCUCGCUGCUGUCGCUAGCGGCGGACAGCUACGGCAUGCGCUACUUCAAGCUGGACAUGGGCACCACGUGCGUCAACCUGGGCAGCGCGCUGCAGAGCCUGGGCGUGACCAUGGCUGUGCCGGCAACCUCGUUCACGCUGUGCAACCUGGUGGUCACGCGUGUGCCCGCCGUCACGGGCGUGCCUGAUGUCGUGCUGCCUGACGCCACUACCAUGGCGCCAUCAUUUGUGGCCAGCUUCAUCAUCUCCAUCCCCGAGCUGGGGUUCAACAAUGUUGCAGCGAGGAUUGCAACGAGCCAGUCCACUCCGUCCACCGUGCAGAUUCAACUCACGGGCGCCUUGAGCCUGUUCGGCGGCGCCUGCACCGCCACCAGCUUUGUGCUGCAGGUCAGCGCGUCCGCGGCUAGCUAUGCCGCCAGCCUGCGCCUCAGCUGCCCCGCCGUGCCCAGCCUCACUGACGUGGCGGCGUCUCUGUCCUACGCCAACGGCACUAUGUCCCUCGAUGUGACCGGCAGCCUCAGCUUCCUGGACGGCGCGGUGGCCGUCUCGCAGCUCAGCCUGUCAAGCACCUCGGCCGCCGCUUACGUGGCGGGCUCGUGCACGGGCUCUGUGGCAGGCGCCACUGGCAGCUUGCAGUUCAACCUGACCAAGCCCACCGCCUCGGUGCCGGUUCCCAAGACGUCUCUGGCGCUGACCAUCCCGAACAUCAACUUUGGCACGCUGGCGUCCAGCCUGUGGGCUACUGCCGCGGGCCAGUCGCUUCCAUCCGUGCUGACGAGCCUGACGCUGCCUUCGGUGACCAUCAAGACACCAGACCUCUUACUGAGGGCCUACACAUUCGCGGCAUCUGUUCCUGCGGGCGCGGUGGACAUUGCCUUUGACCGCCAGGGUGUCUUGGCGGCGGUCCUCGCAAUGAAGGACAUGACGGUUCCGAGUCUGCUGAGCAGCAUUGGCGCGACGUACCCGCUUCCCUCCCCCGGCAGCAUGUUCAGCAUCAACCCGAUCUCCAGCUUCCGCAUGACGUCUUCGCGUUCUAACGACACCUUCCUGAGGGCGCUGCGUGGCUACAACGCCACCAUCUCGGCGGGCACGACCUUCAACUUUGGUCUGGUCCUACCCACGCUCUCUCCGGGCGUCACUUACCAGACCAACCUGGCGGCGCGUACCGCCACGGGCGGCUUCCCUGCCAAGUUCACACUUCAGUUGACAAGUGCCAUCUCCAUGUUCAGCAACCUCAUCACGCUAUCCAACGUGAACUUCGAGCCGGUGUCAGGAGUGGGCAUCCGCAGCUCCUGCACCGCUAACCUGCUGGGCGUCACCCUGAGCGGCAACCUCAGCUUUGCGCUGAGCGGCGGGCGCCCCACUCUGGCCGCGCGCGUGCUGAAUGUCAACUUGACCACGCUGGUGUCCAACGCCCGCAUGGUUGGGCCCCUGCCUCCAGCCAUGGCGUCGCGCCUUUCGUCUCUGACGUUUCCAUCGUUCAGCCUGGACUCGUAUGGCCCUGACGGCAAGUCGUACUUUGCGACGGCUGCCGGCCCUGCGGGUGGCCCGAGCUCGCUGCUGUCGCUAGCGGUGGACAGCUACGGCAUGCGCUACUUCAAGCUGGACAUGGGCACCACGUGCGUCAACCUGGGCAGCGCGCUGCAGAGCCUGGGCGUGACCAUGGCUGUGCCGGCAACCUCAUUCACGCUGUGCAACCUGGUGGUCACGCGUGUGCCCGCCGUCUCGGGUGUGGCGAACGUCACGCUGCCUGACAACACUACCUUGCUACCAUCACUUGCGGCGAGCUUCAUGAUCUCCAUCCCUGAGCUUGGAUUCAGCAGCGUCAGUGCGAGGAUUUCAACCAGCCAGGCGGCCCCGUCUGCGGUGCAGAUCCAGCUCACGGGCGCCUUGAGCCUGUUCGGCGGCGCCUGCACCGCCACCAGCUUUGUGCUGCAGGUCAGCGCGUCCGCGGCUAGCUAUGCCGCCAGCCUGCGCCUCAGCUGCCCCGCCGUGCCCAGCCUCACUGACGUGGCGGCGUCUCUGUCCUACGCCAACGGCACUAUGUCCCUCGAUGUGACCGGCAGCCUCAGCUUCCUGGACGGCGCGGUGGCCGUCUCGCAGCUCAGCCUGUCCAGCACCUCGGCCGCCGCUUACGUGGCGGGCUCGUGCACGGGCUCUGUAGCAGGCGCCACUGGCAGCUUGCAGUUCAACCUGACCAAGCCCACCGCCUCGGUGCCGGUUCCCAAGACGUCUCUGGCGCUGACCAUCCCGAACAUCAACUUUGGCACGCUGGCGUCCAGCCUGUGGGCUACUGCCGCGGGCCAGUCGCUUCCAUCCGUGCUGACGAGCCUGACGCUGCCUUCGGUGACCAUCCAGACACCGGAUAUCUCUCUUGGUGCCUACACCUUCUCAGCACUCGUGCUUUCGGGCGCGGUGGACAUUGCCUUUGACCGCCAGGGUGUGCUGGCAGCGGUAAUUGCCAUGGACGGCAUGUCGGUGCCGAGCUUGCUGAGCAGCAUUGGCGCGACGUACGCCCUGCCCUCCACGGACAGUAUGUUCACCACCGACGGCAGCCCGAGUUUCCGCAUGACGUCUUCUCGCUCGACCGAUGCACUGCUGACAGCACUGCGUGGCUACAGCGCCGCCAUUUCGCCGGGCACAAUCUUCAACUUUGGUCUGGUCUUUCCAACGCUGAGCCCUGGAACGGCGUACCUGACCAACGUGGUUGCGCGCACCGCAGCUGGAGGGUUUCCCGACAAGUUCACACUUCAGAUCAGUAGCCCCAUCUCGAUGUUUGGUGACCUCAUUACGCUAUCCGACAUCAACUUUGAGGCGGUGUCAGGAGUGGGCAUCCGCAGCUCCUGCACCGCUAAUCUGCUGGGCGUCACCCUGAGCGGCAACCUCAGCUUUGCGCUGAGCGGCGGGCGCCCCACUCUGGCCGCGCGGGUGCUGGAUGUCAACUUGACCACGCUUGUGUCCAACGCCCGCAUGGUUGGGCCCCUGCCUCCAGCCAUGGCGUCGCGCCUUUUGUCUCUGACGUUUCCAUCGUUCAGCCUGGACUCGUAUGGCCCUGACGGCAAGUCGUACUUUGCGACGGCUGCCGGCCCUGCGGGUGGCCCGAGCUCGCUGCUGUCGCUAGCGGUGGACAGCUACGGCAUGCGCUACUUCAAGCUGGACAUGGGCACCACGUGCGUCAACCUGGGCAGCGCGCUGCAGAGCCUGGGCGUGACCAUGGCUGUGCCGGCAACCUCGUUCACGCUGUGCAACCUGGUGGUCACGCGUGUGCCCGCCGUCACGGGUACGUACAUACGUGGGAGCUGUAAGGGCUACGGAGGAUAAAUGAGUUGAGAGUCAUGCGACUCAUCAUUCAUUCAAUGAUUAUCUUGAUGAUGGGUGCGCUACAUGUAUUACAUGUAUAUAUGUGUACACAGGUGUGUCCAACGUUACCUUGCCUGAUGGUACGACACUCGUGCCUUACUUCGAGGCCAGCUUUGUACUAUCCGUCCCUGAGCUUGAGAUUGAUAGCAUUGCCGCACGAAUUACAACGAUUCAGGUGUCGGCUGCGUCCUUGAACAUCCAGGUACGGCUUGCGGAUGGAGUAAUCUCUGCAUAAUCACAUUUUGUCUGAAGCAUGUUCAACCACGCUUGCAUCAAGAGCUGCGUUAGAAAACUUCAACCUUUGUGUGCAGGUCACUGGCAACGUUGCCAUGUUUGGCGGAUCCUGCACCGCAAGCAAUCUGGUUGUGGUGAUCCAGGCCGGAAGCUCGAGCUACUCCGCUAGCCUGCGGCUUAGCUGCCCGGAUGCCGGCAUCACAAAUGUCCUUGCCUCUUUAGCAUAUAAUGGCACGACCGGCACCAUCACAGUUUCAGCCACUGGUGGUGUUUCCCUCCUGAACGAUGCAGUCCAGGUUAGCAGCAUGACCCUCAGCACGACCCUGUCUGGAGAAUACCUUGCGGGGGAGGCAACAGGUGCUUUGGCGGGAUCAACUUGCUCAGUGUCGUUUAAUGUAAGCAAGGCCAUCCCGGUUGGUGCCACUACCCGCAAGAGCGCUCUUGCGCUCGCGGUACCCAAUGUCAAUUUCGGCGCACUGGCAUCCAGCCUCUGGUCCUCGAUCGCCGGUGGCAUCACGCUGCCCAAUGGCUUCAACAGCAUUACCCUGCCGAAGGUCGACAUUUGGACACCUGCUAUGUCACUAGGUAAGAAGCCCCGCAUCAUGUACUUGUGGGUAAUGUAUGAGUGGAAUUGGUCGUGUCUUGCAGGUGUUUAUGCCUUUAAAGCAGCAUCAGGAGCAGGCAACCUCGAGCUCUAUUUUGACAAGUCAGGCGUCCUUGCGGCGUCCAUGUCUAUGGCUCAGAACCUCAAUGUUGCAGACUUAUUGAGCCAGGUCGGCAUGACGCUACCUGUUGCUGUCGACAAUAUUAUGUCUAUCAGUGCGCCGGCUUUCAGGUUGACGUCAGAUCGCGUCAAUGCCGCUGUCCUCGGAGGUAAGAUCACAGCAAGCAACUCCUGGAGUAUACAGAGUAGCCUAAAUUUAUGUGGAUAAGUGUGGUACACGUUCCACUCAAGUCCAUGCACCACCUAACCGCGUCUCUCUCUUGUUGCCUCUUCAUGUAUGGGCAGUGUUUGGCGCAUCGGCCCCAUCAGCACUGGGAUCCUUCUUCAGCUUUCGUCUAGCCCUUCCUGCGGCCUUGUCGGGGGCACUGGUGCCGUGUGAACUCGGCGUGCGCGACGGCUCAGGCGCUGCGCUGUCCAUUUUUACGUUCAAAGUAAGGCCCCAAUCAACAUCCAUAUAUCGCUGGGCCCGACCUACUGUGUAUGUGAUGUAAUGUAUGCACUUUGUAGCAUCUUUAACCCAUGACACGUUACAUGCCCUUCUGGGUCUUUGUAUGCAUGCAUUGUUGGGCAGCAUUAGGUUCACAAGCAUGCCAACGCAAACAACGUGUGCGCCAUGCAUGGCACGCACCUACCGCUUGUGUGCCUUUCCUUGACACAGAUCAAAGAUGCGAUAUCACUUCUAGAUGGUGUGUUGAGCGUACCCGCGCUACAGCUGGACGCCAUCCAGGGAGUUGGAUUGAGGGCACGCACCGGUGCCAACCUGCUUGGCACUGCUUUGGAUGCCAACAUGUGCGUACAGUGACAGCGGUAGUAUCAUGCUGCUGAUAAUCUUGCAGCAUGGUUUGGGGCUGCAUUUUCAUAUAAAUAUGUACACAAAUAGAAUGGACAGGGGCCGGGGCCAUUGAUAAGUAGGGGCAAUGAAGUGGGUUUGAAAUCAUGUCGCAUCGUUAUGGAAUUGCUAUGAUGUGUCAUUAUUUUUGUGUGUGUUUGUUUUGUACGUGCAGCACGCUGCCGGAUGGCGUGGGUGCCAAGCCAAGUGUCUACAUUGCGGGCAGCAACAUCAACCUUUACGGGC
This is a messenger RNA of Chlamydomonas reinhardtii, 13469 nucleotides long. RefSeq lists its product as uncharacterized. NCBI's taxonomy places the organism in Eukaryota, Viridiplantae, Chlorophyta, Chlorophyceae, Chlamydomonadales, Chlamydomonadaceae. The record is from RefSeq and is a predicted model, not a curated record. The transcript has 42 exons. Bases 643 to 11397 code for a protein of 3584 amino acids.